AUGGCAAAACCUCCACAUGCAGGUCUUUCUUCAACUGAGAGGGGUAUUCCAAAAAGAUUCAUCAGAAGCUAUGAGAAUGGUCUAUCAAAUCCGGUUAUCCUGAAAGUUCCUAGUAGUGCAAAAUGGCAAGUAGAGCUUGUCGAACAUGAUGGUAUAGUUUGGUUGCAAAAUGGCUGGCAAGAAUUUCAGAAGUAUUACUCCCUAGCCUUUGAAUCUUUCCUAGUUUUUGAAUAUAAUGAAGGAGAUUCUGAUUUCAAUGUAACCAUAUUUAACAAAAGUACUACAGAAAUAGACUAUCCAGUCAAUAUUAUCAAUGGAGAUACUGAUGUAGAUCUUGAACAAACUGAAAGUGAUGCUUCUGUUGAAAUCUUGAGUCACUUCUCACCAUAUCGGGAAACAAGAAAUAAAUCACCAUUGCUAUUCUCUCCACCUACUAAGAAGAUGAAGCUAGAGAAUUCUACAGGACAAGAAGGUAUUAAAUUUCUUCCUGAAAGAAAUUUACAAACAGCUUUUUCUCGUAUUACUUACUAG
Molecule: messenger RNA, 531 nt
Organism: Ricinus communis (castor bean)
Lineage: Eukaryota; Viridiplantae; Streptophyta; Magnoliopsida; Malpighiales; Euphorbiaceae
Product: B3 domain-containing protein At3g18960-like
Exons: 2
Coding region: 1-531 (176 amino acids)
Molecular function (GO): DNA binding
Source: RefSeq, a predicted model, not a curated record